AUGGCCGCCAUCCAUUCCGUGCGCAUCCUCGGCCACGAAGAACGCUCAUCUCCAAAGACCCAUGUCGUAUACAAGAUAGAAGUGCAAGCCUCUGUUCGCUCCUGGUUAAUGUGGAGGCGUUACUCUGAAUUCGAUGAUCUGCACACGGAACUCUCGAGAUCAGUCGGGGAUCCUCCUCCGCAUCCCUUGCCUCCCAAACAUACUUUCUCUAUAUUCCGGUCAAAGGACAGUCCCCAGAUUCUACAAGAACGAAUAGAGGGCCUGGAAGCCUACCUCAGAGCCAUCGUCAGCUCAAAGGAUGAGCGCUGGCGAGAAACGUUUAUAUUUAAGGAGUUUCUAGGCAUCCCUACGACCAAGAAGGACGGUGUCGAAGGCGGCGCCCCUUCCGAAUUCACGUCGUCUUCAUGGAUAGACGAAUACAUGGACCUUAAGAGCCGCGUACAAGACAUCCGGACCGACGUCAACAAACGUGACGCGCUCGCCGACCGCGGAGACGUCGUGACAGCCCACUCAGUAAACGUCCAAGCGAAGAAGAAGCUCGCGGGUGUCCUAAACAGACUCGGAAACCUUACGAGAGGGCUCGAGGCCCUUGCUGCUGCGGGCUUGAGCGAAGGCGAAAUUCAGCGGCGCACACCAUUGGCUGCUCGUUUGCAGGAUGACUGCGAGAAACUUAGUACGAUGAUGAUUGCUUCUCGAAGCGGUUCGCGAGCAUUUGCUUCCAGUGUACCUGCGAAUCAGAACCCGGCGUCGGAGGCCGAUCGCUCGGACUUGCUAGGUCCGGCGCAAGCCUCUACGAACAGACCGUUUGCCCGAGUAUUUGGAGCAACUGAGCCGCCGCAGGAGACAGAACAGACUCGGCCGCUCGACGAUCAUGGCGUUCUCCAACUACAGCAGACGAAGAUGGAAGAACAAGACUCGCAAUUGUCACAGUUGACGACGAUUCUUGCUCGUCAGCAUCAGCUCGGUCUUGCGAUUAACCAAGAAAUAUCAGAGCAGAAUGAGAUGCUGGACGACUUAACAGGCGAAGUGGAUCGCGUAGGCGGUAAACUCAAGGACACGAGGAAGAAAUUGGAUCGAGUCGAUAACAGUUGA
Fomitiporia mediterranea MF3/22 is the source of this 1092-nucleotide messenger RNA. RefSeq names its product syntaxin. Gene Ontology annotation, cellular component: intracellular membrane-bounded organelle. NCBI's taxonomy places the organism in Eukaryota, Fungi, Basidiomycota, Agaricomycetes, Hymenochaetales, Hymenochaetaceae. The record is from RefSeq and is a predicted model, not a curated record. The transcript has a single exon. The coding region runs from base 1 to 1092 and encodes 363 amino acids. Gene Ontology annotation, molecular function: phosphatidylinositol binding.